This is a messenger RNA of Rotaria sordida, 1568 nucleotides long. Lineage: Eukaryota; Metazoa; Rotifera; Eurotatoria; Philodinida; Philodinidae. The record is from the annotation of a GenBank genome assembly.
AUAUUGAAUAAAAGAUAUCAGACUUUGAAUUAAACUGAUUCAAUACUAUAAAAUGACGAGUAGCAUGUACCGGAAAUAUGUUACUGUUAGCAUCGUAAAUGAUGAUUUCUAUUUGAUAUAAAUAUGGCCAUUUUGUAAGCAUUGAUUAUUAUUUGAAAGAAAAAGUAGAUAUCUGUUGAGAAAAAUAAGGCGAAUCUUAGAAUGCUACGAUCAUAAAAAAUUUAAAUAGAUACUUUUGAAUCUGAACAAAAUUAGAUAAAUUCUAGAGUGGAUCAAUAGAAAUAUUUUGAAGUUUAGAAGCAUUAUCCGAGUGUUCAACAUUUAAUGUACAAAUUAUUCUGCCAAUACUGAGCGGUUUGAGAAAACAUAACUAAGAAAUUUUUAAUAAAAUGUUCAUAAACAUUUGGGAUUGUUGUGAACAAAAAAAAUGAGCCUUUCAUCAGGCUUGGAGUAUACUGUUCCAUAUGUGAAUUAGCUAAUAGCGUAGUAGACUUGAAUUAAGAUGUGUUGCGAUGUAAUGAUGUACUUCACUCAUAUUAAUCGAAGCUUAUAGUACUGUUAAAACUCGAGUGUACUACUGCAACACUUUUCUCGCUUGAUCCAUUGUACAUAAUAAAUCGUUCCGAUUAUUUUCUUGUUUUUUUUGUUGAUAUAAUCAAUAUAUGUUUAAGACUAUUAUAGUCCUCAUUCAUAAAUUGUUAUUAAAAUAAUAUUUGGCGGUAAUAUUGAUAUUUUUUGCUAUUUAGAAAUGGUGUAUUUGUAAAUUCUUGAUUUUUUAUUAAUAUGAAAAAGUGUGAUAUCUGUUUUCGUGAUUUAGUAUGUUCACACUAAUCGCAAAAAAAAAUCUUUUUUAAGUAAAUCAGUAGAAAACUAUACGUGAGAUAUUCGUUAAAUAAUGAGAACUUUUAAAUUUCUAUAACUAAGAGUACAUCAUAUAUAUAAAUUAAUAAUGAGACGCAUCGUAUGUGAUGAUUUGCAAAGGGAAAACUGUUGACGAUUACAAUCGCUUCUUGAGAGUAAAACGAACAAUUUGAAAUAAUCGUUCAAAGUUUUUUAUUAAAAAACUAGAUUUUUAAUAGAUACCCAGUAAUUGAAUAUUUUCGAUGAUUAUUGUUUUCAUCGAAAUAAAUCCAUUUUUUUCAAAAUAAUGAUUGACUCUCUGUGUAACACAGGUACAAAAAUUGGAAGAUUUUAAAUUGAAGAGUCUAAUUGUCAAUGACUUGGAAUUUGGUUAUUUAAAAUGGAUUCUUAAUAAUGUUAAUCAUGUUAAAAAACUUGAAAUUAAUUUACAUAGCGGAUAUAUAUGGAAUAGAAAUGAUAUUAUAUGGAGAUCUUUUAUUGAUGCAAAUUUCAUUCGUCAAUAUUGUUUACCUGAUCGAAUAAUUAAUUUGAAAGAUUUUCGUUUUUAUAUUUGUGCAAAUUGUCAAUUAUCAUCAAAUGAUAUUUUUAGAACAAUAAAUUCCUUUAAAAUCGAUUCAUUUUUUAUCGAUCAUCAAUGGACAGAUGUUAAAUGUUUUUAUAAUGAAAAUAUAUCAAUGAAAUAUCAAAAAUCAGAUCGUACAAAAUAG